GUGCUUCCCAAGCACUCAAAGAAGAGAGGAAAUUCAGCGGAUCCCAGCAUGAAGGACCAGAUGGAGCUACGGUUAACACAGAACCUGCUCCAGCCAAGCCGUUGAGUCCUGUUGCAGAAACCUUCAGAGUUAUUGAGGGGGCAAUGAGCGAAGAGUAUGUGAGAAGUACUCAGGGUGUCUUUCAGUUUGAAUUAUCUGGUGAUGACGGAGGCACUUGGUACAUUGACCUGAAAACCAAGGGUGGCAGCGCCGGUUUCGGAAAGCCUCCUGUGACGGCCGAUGUGGUUAUGAGCAUGUCGAGUGCCGACUUUGUGAAAAUGUUCACGGGUAAACUAAAGCCAACCCUGGCCUUCAUGUCAGGAAAAUUAAGUGUUAAAGGUGACACAGUGCUGGUAGCAAUGAGUCUGGAAAAGAUGCUGCCACAGUUCAUUUUUGAACACUAAUGGAACAGUGGCCUUUCAUAUAUAACUAUAAUGCUCUUUUAAUACACCAGUCCUCAAUUUUUCUUUGAUGCAGUAUAAGUAUCAAUAAAAUUUGUAAUUGUUAGAUUGCAAUGCCCAACAACGAACACACUGUUCCUUAAAACUUGCUAUAAUGAUUAAAAGAAAAAUGAUGUCCCAAA
Messenger RNA from Aquila chrysaetos chrysaetos, 622 nucleotides. Its product is annotated as hydroxysteroid dehydrogenase-like protein 2. The record is from RefSeq and is a predicted model, not a curated record. Lineage: Eukaryota; Metazoa; Chordata; Aves; Accipitriformes; Accipitridae. Gene Ontology annotation, cellular component: mitochondrion. The transcript is spliced from 3 exons. Bases 144 to 443 code for a protein of 99 amino acids.